GAUCCGCAUGCUAGCUCAAGCCUUCAUUCUGUCCCUAAUGGUGGACACUCUCUCUGGGACAACUCCUCUAUUUCUGUCCAGUUUCCAACCCCGAGUCCCGCUGCCUGCCUCUGGUCAGAUGCUCAAAGUGACUGUGGACUAUAUAGAAAUUUGCUUUGGAUUGUUGUCAAUAGAAAGAAGCAGAGCUGCCAGAGAGGGCCUUGUGAGGUGACAGGGCAGGAUCAGAUCAGCAAGGCCUUUUUGGGGAGACGGAGUGAGGAGUUUACAUUAAGGCCUAAAUUAUGGAUUAUAAAACUGGAAGGAAAACAACAAAUUCCAGGAUUUCUUUGGACAGAGGCCAGCUUAAAGGCACAAUGUCUUAGAAGCUACUGGCUGUACAAACUCCUGACUGGGGGUCCCAAACUCUGGGUCCUGUAGCUCCAGUAGCAAGAAGAAGGUAUCAUUUUGAGGUCUGUAUGAAUGACUCAACAAUUGAGGACAGAGCUCUUUGUUAGCGAGCCUGCAUCAUGACCUCAGUUGAGAAGCGGCGCUCAGGCCGAAAGAGUGGCGGGCAUCGAAAGCACAGUGAUGGAGGCUACAGCGACACCUCCAGUGGUGGGUCGUUUCUGGAUGAGACUGACCGUGAGGUCAGCAAUCUGACAGAUCGAGCAUUCAGGAGUCUCUGCAUUGGAGAUGAGGCUGUUUAUAAUGACUCAGACCUCUGUUCAUCUUCACCCUGCACCCAGAGAGACAGACACCUUGCCUUUAGCCAGAGUGACCAGGGCAGAGAGGACAGAGACAGGGAGAAACUUAAGAGAGCUGCACAUGAGAGCUUCAGCCUCAGGGUACAGCAGUAUGGACAGGAUUGGAUCCAUGGAGGAAUGUCUGGGGCUGAGAUCAACAGAGACCCACAGUGGGAGGUUUAUGGGGAAAGGACACAGGGGAAAGUUUCUGCCACAUUCCAGCACUCCUUUGUGGAAACUUCUCAACUGGAGGAAUCUCUGAGGGGAGACCAGCUGUCCUUCUUCAGCAAUGGAGCCACAGAGUUCAGUUCGCAGCAACGCAGAAGCCGCUCCAGAGUUUCCUCUCUCAUCAGAGCUUUUAACUCUGAGGGACAAAGGGAUGCAGCAGGGAUGGAUGGUAAACUCACAAAAGAGUGGAAUGAUGAGACAAGCUGGGACAAAUCAGCUCUGAUGAGUAUCCAAAGAGAACUUUCUGAAUUCUCUACAUCGUACCAGCAAAACUUUAACAGUGGUUAUUUCCCUUCAGCUGGCACGUACUCAUCCCGUGACACCAACUUCUACUCCUCUGAAGUAGCAGGAGUGGCUCACAUGAAUUCUACAUCCUCUUUUAUGAGAUCUUCACACAGUAAACACAGCAUGUCUGCACAGGUCAACUCUAACUUCUUUAUACACAGCGAGUUUAGUCCCUUUAAGGUAUGGAGGGACCAUAGCAGGUUUCCCUUCCAACAAGGAGAAGUCUCAGGGUUUAUGCACUGUUCACAGUUCCCUAAAUGGUAUGAGACACCAAUGUAUAAGGAGCUUUCACUGGAGGCCCAACCACAGGGUUCUUAUAGGUUUGAGGAGAGGAGUAUCAGACAGCCGAGGAAUAACUUAGCGCCAGUGGUUCCUUCUACUCUGCCACGCUCCACCUCAACAUCCACAAUGCUGCAGAAAUCUUUGGCCGUGGAGAAACGGUGUGAGUCAGAGUUGGCAGGUAAUUACCCCCACAGGAAGCGGACACAGAGCCUGGGAACUAACAGGCUUCCAUCCCAACGCCCAUCGACUGCAUCACCUACCAUCGAGAUGUCUCGACGUGUCCGGGACACCAUCAGCUCUGUCAAAGCCCUCCAGCAAAAAAUCAAAAUGAUGACAGAGCAAAACAUUGCAACUGGGAUGACAAAUCAAGGUGUACUUUGUAGCAAUGAAAAUUUAAUCCCCUUUGGCAACAAUGCAAAAACAGUAUCGCCAAAUACUGUCAGCAGUAACGCAAGCACAACUCCCUUCAACAUCAGCCAGUUGCUCACACCUUUAGUCCAUGCACAUCAAGAAGCAGAGACAUCCGAUGUCCAGCAGUAUGCAGUUUCCCCUCAACCUGUAGAACAUCCUCCAGUGCGGGCUGAAAGCAGGGGAGCCACUCCUGAUGUUAGGAUGUCCAGCUACAAGUCCAGAGCCACAAGCCUACUCUUUAAUCUCAAAGACAACAGGAAAAGAGUAAAAAGCACCUACAGUCCCACCAAAUUUAAAGGCUUGGAGACACUGGAGAAAAACAAACAGCCCUCUAUCCGGGAGCUUAGAGACACUGUGAUAGAUAUCCCUGAUUUUCCAGAUCCAGACAUUCAAUUUCCCCAGUUAGAAGAAUCCAACAGGAUGAAUGCUGCCUCACAUCAAUGUGUAAACGAGUAUCAUAGCCCUGGAUUGUCACUUAGAACACUGAAUUCUCAACCUUCAGAAUGCACUUCAAGUGAUUACCAGGCAGCUCAGAUGCAAGGGGAGAUGGUUCAUCAAUCUGGGUUCACUGGCUUCAUACCUGAAAAUUCGCCUGGCAAUCAGCUGGCUAAUGGACAGAAUCUCCAUGAAAACAUAGUGUCAUUUACUCCCUAUAAGCAAGGAGUAAUAGAUAAUGUAGAAACUCUGGAAGGAGAUGUAUACAGACUUAAACCCUCUUAUAAAGCUACAGAAACGCCAAAGCUAAAUGCUGACAGCAAUCAAAGCAGAGAAUGUUUAAUAAGUAAGGCAAAUACUGAGCAACAUUUUAAUGAAACAGUGGGAAGGGAAUUCACAAAGCUGGAUAGAUAUCAGCAGCUCAAAGACAACAAACAGAAUGUGUCCACACAGGAUAGGUGGAGACAGACAAACAGCCAAGACACACAAAAUAUCAGUCUUAAAGCAGUUACCUCUCCAUGGAAACAAGAGAUGACUGCAGCCGCGAUAAAGGAACUAAAUUUACCAAGUAACAAAUACAGAGGAGAAAGUAUAAAUAAAGAACAUGAAAAAAUAGAGUUGAGGGAGAGUUUUGGUGUUGGAACAUCUUCUCAUAAAAAGGCUGGGUUGGUCAGUCCAAACAUUUCAAACCAACUGCUACAAUAUGCUCCAUUUAGUAAUGACACUGUAGAAAAUCAAGCAUAUUAUGGACAACAGCUAAAUGAAGCAUUUAAGGACAAACAUCCACUUCAAAAGUAUUAUGGACACAAUAAGGAAAAUGAAAUGAAAGAUCAUUUUUUGACACGGAAUUAUAGCAGAGAUACUGACCAAGAACGCAGAAACCAACAAACCUUUUAUUCAAACAAAGAAACAACUAUGCUCACACAAGAAACAGGUCAAAGAAAACAAUAUACACCAAUUCCAAAGGGUCAUGAAAUGCAAAGUCUCCUGCCAAUGGAAGCUAAACUACAGCUUGAACAUAAUAUGCAGGAAGAUUCAUUAUCUAACUCUGAAAAUGCAUCUGCCCACACAAUGGCAAACCGGAUAAAACAUAGACAGUUUGAUGAGGUCAAGGCUGAACAGGCCAUGGCAGAACAUAUAAAAGCACAACACGCCCAAGCAGAGCUGGCAAAGGCUCAGCACUGGGCUCAAGAGGAGCAGCCCAAAGCGGUGUCGGCUAGGUUAAUUUUAGCAGGGCAGACUGGUUCAGAGAAAGUCAAGGCAGAACAGGCCAAAGCAGAAAUAACAGAGCACAAGAGAGUAAACCAGGCUAAAGCAGAACAUAUUAAAGAGGAGAAGGGAAAAGAGGAGCAGACAGAACAGUCCAGAGAAAAACAACUAGAGCAAGCCACUGAGGAACAGACAAAGGCAGAGCGAACCAGAGAGCAGAAGGUAACUGAGGAGCUAAGAAAUAUUACAGAGGGAGCAGGAGCCAAGCACAUGAGAGAGAAGCAGUAUGAGCAGGUCAAAGCAGAACACGCUGGAGCAGAGAAGCUAAAAGAAGAACACAUAAAAACUGAACUGGCAAAAGCUGAGCAGGCUGAGAAGGCAAUAAUAGAGCAAUCUCAAACGGAACAGGCCAGAAGAGAAAGGAUCAAAGCAGACCAAUAUGAGGAAGAACAGGUAAGAGCAGAACAAGUUGAAAGAGAGAGGAUGGAGGCAGAACAAAUCAGAAUGGGAAAGGUUCAAGCAGAACAGGCUGAAGCAGAGCAUAGAAAAGCUGAACAAGCUAAACUAGAGAAGAUAAAAGAGCAACAAGCUAAAGUAGAACAAGACAAGACUAAGGUAGCUGAAGUGAGAAAGGUAAAAGCAGACAAUAUUAAAGUUGAGGAUGUUAGACAAGAGCAAGCUGAGGAAGAUUCAAUUCAAGUAGGUCAAGUAAAAGCAGAGCAAUCUACAACACAGAUAAAUAUAUCCAAAGAGGAAAAAGUUGAAGAGAGAAAGGCAGAGCAGGCAAAGUUGGAACACACCAAGAUGGAGUUAGCAAAAGUAGAUCUAACAAAAACAGACAAAAUGCAGGAAAGGUCAGCUAAACUUGCAGCAAAACUGACUGCGGCACAACAGCUCAAAAGUGAGCCAGAUAAAGUUGAGCAAGUUAAGACGGAGUUAGCCAAAGCUAAAGCAGAAUUAGCUAAAAUAAAGGAGAAAAUGAGAGGAGAGCAAAAAGAAAAAGUCAGAAAUACGGUUCUCACAAAAGAAGGUGAGAUUGAGAAAGAUGUUUGUUUAAGUGUAAAUAUCAAUACAAAUGAAGAGUACAAACAUCAGGACCAGGCAACACAAAUGCGUCAACAGAGGGAAGACUUAGUAGUUGUCAGCAGGCAAAGUGAGGAUCAAGGUAACAGAGGGGCUGAUGACUAUAAGUGUUUUAGAGAGGAAUGUGGUUUUACUGAUUCAGCUUCAACAAACAGAAACAAACUGUCAGCUGCAGGAAAUGUUUCUUGGAAUGAUGCCAAUCAAACACCCUCUUUAUCAUUUAAUAAAGUUGAAGCAACGAAUAAUGGGAAAUCAAAAGACAAACACAGUCCUACAAGCAGGUUUGCAACACCUAACACAGAAAAUAAGGAGGAAGGAAGCAGCUUUAAAUCCAUUAAGGUGACAGAAAAUCACUAUGUUUACAGUGAGUCAUCCAAAGAAUUCAAGUUAUCUGGUGACGAUUAUAUACCUAGCAAUGUAAAUGCAAAAAGUGAAAAUAGUAACACUGUUACUGAUAAGGUGAAGGAUGACCGUGUUGAAAAUGAUGAUCCUCACAGGAAACACACUGAUGUUUCACAGCAACAAGAUUCUGAUUUGGUUAAACCAAUCCUUCUUGAAAGAAAACCCAAGUCAAUUGAGCACAGUGUAGGUAAAGAUCCGCAUUUUACCCCUCUCAGAGCACUGUCCCAUAAAGAGAGAGCCCAGACCAAGCAGGAGAUUCUGACUUCCAAGAUAAAAGCUCAUGCUGAAAAAGAGAUUUCAGCAAUUAAAGAAAAGGGUUUUGCUAUACGAGAUGGGUUUAUAUCCAAAACUUCUACCAAGCAAUUAGCAGGUACUCAGAGUAUUAACAUACGACAGAGGCCACCCUCCCAGGAAGCGUCUAAAAAGCACGAAAGUACAAUAUCCAAUAAUAAUACACCAAAGCACCAGAUGGAGCCUUCAGGAAUACUAAAGGAACGAGUCAAGUCUGUUUCACCUCCCAGCUCUGCUAGAAUACCAGUAAAGUCUUCUGCAACCACCGGUCAGUUAGUAGACCAUUCAAAGAAACAAGUUCCUAAAGAACCAAUAAGCAACUACAAAGUGUCACAACCACCCAGAGAAGCAAAACUGAUGGGACGUUAUACCAUGAGCACAGAUGAGGGCUUGAUAGAAAACCAAAAGAAAGAGAUUCAAUCUGGAAUUAAGUCACCAAUGCAAAGUAAAGAGCAGGCACCCAAGAACAAGCAAGGAAAACAGGAACCAAAUCAUGGAGAAAACUCUGUAAAACAGACAGAGGGACUUAAAGAGAAUCCUGCUGUUAACACUGACUGUCUCGACAAGAAGAAAGAGGAUCCAUCACAAGCUAUAGCUCUGGUCAAAACUGAAAGCUCCAAACCUAUGACAACAGAAAAUGCUGAAAGCAAAAACGAAGCAGUUCAUGAGUUGUCAGCACCUUCACUAAAUCUUGUCUUUGGUCAGAACGAGACCCCAGUGGAUGACGACAGCUUGCAGAUCACAGGAAUAAUGGUAACUGUACGAGAAAGAAAGCCACCUGUGAUCAAUGCUCAGAGGAGUAACAGCACUCAAGAUCAACUGGAUGCAGAAGAGAAAGAGUACAGUAAUUCAGAGCUAGACACAUGCAAUCCCAGCUCUGGUCUAGAAGUAAAUAAAGGAAAUAUAUAUUCAAAGGAAGUUAGCAGAGUAAAUGGAAAGGACAGAGUUGUACCAAACACUCAUCCUACAGUGAAGGAAGAUCAAACUAAAUUUUCUGUGAAAAAUCAUACUAAGAACGUGCAAGAAAUCUCAACCCUAGAGACAAGACAAAACAAUGUGUCUGAGAAUGUCCCUGUGAAAAAAGCAAAUCUCAAGGGGGAGAGUUUUAUAAAUGCAAGACCCCAAAGUGAAACACAACUGCAACCACUAGCUGAAAAAGGUGUGUCCUCCACAGUUACCUACCUACCUUCUAAAGUGUUGGCUGAAACGCAACCCCUUCUCUACAACCAGGACAUAAUAGCAACAGAAACCAAAGAACACACAAAUACAAUGCCAAAAGAGAACUCAGCUAAGAGCAUAAGGACUGGUGAAGUAAAGAUUAAUACAGAAGAGGAAACUCCACUAAAAAAGCAAACAGCACAAAUCAGUGAGAACCAAAUGACCAAAGAGGUGAACACAGGAUUAAGCUACAUAAAUGAUUCAAACGGAGCUGAUGGUGAAACUCUGAUAAAACAUGACGUCCAGCCAUCAGUGAAAGAAGAUAUGACAACGGUCAUAAAUCUGUCCAAAAACGGGAACAUAGAUGGCAAGAGUGCACCCCUACCGGAGGAAAAGAGACAUGACGCAACACCACCAAAGCCAUUCAACAAAAUCAGUCUUUCUAACCAUUUAACUGCAAAUGACAACAGAAACGUAUCUCCAAAACAGACACACAUUGGAGAAAAUAACCAAGUUGAUGAUGAUUUGCAUAUUGGCAGCAUUGCCAUCAGAGUUGUGCCAGCAGAAACAGACAAGCAUAACCUAAAAAUGGCAGGAAAACAUCAUGUCACAAUUGACCCUUCUGAUGUAGGUAAAGCUAAUAAACAUAAACAAGUUGCGUCAUCUAGUCAUGAUGAAAAAGUGAACACUUUAAGCAAUGAAGACAGAACCAAAGACCUAACUCCAACAAGCAGUGAGAAGCAGAUGAAAGACAGUUUGGAAGACAAAUUGGGAGUACACUAUGCCAUGUCCAGUGUGAAAAAACUGUCAGAUUCACUAAAAAUCUGCAAUCAACAAAACAACAUGAAUGCAAUCAGUGAAAAUACUCAAGCUGAAAAUGGAAAGCCUGAAAAAGUUAAUAGAAGUGUGAAAGCACUAAAUGAAUCAAAGAUAAAACCAACAGAGAUAGACUACUUUCAAGUGCAAGGGGUAGCAGAAACAAAUAGUGAACCCCACAAUAGUGCAAAUGCUGGAGAUAUUUCAGAUGCUGUUUCAAAGGGAAGGGAACUUCCCGGGUUAUUACCAAACAAUGCAGCUAUCAGCAAUGAGUCAUACAAUGAAGGAAAAAAUGCAGUCUUUGAGUUGGAUCAAAGUAAAAGGAAAACAGUAGAAUUAAGUUCAGUAAGAGUUCUAGAUGAGAGCAUGAAAAGGAAAAACAGGGAAACAGAAGAUAGUCUGGCUUCAAAACAGAGUGAUGGUCCCACAGAGAUACAGAGUAAUAAAAAUGAGAAGACAGCAGCAGAUCAUGCUAUCCAUAUCAGAAAACAUCACACAGAGGACCAGCCCAGUUUAUCAGCAAGGGAAAGACAGAACUCAAGAAAUUCACACACAACAAGAGAAACCCCUGAAGUUAAACCAAAAACAAAAGAACGGAUAUCCACAAUACCUGAGAUAUCAGCAAUUGCAGACUACGCCAGGUUAAAAGUAAUUGUUUCAGAAGACCAGGCAAACACAAUUCAGGAAUUCCCACCCAACAAAAAGGAGGGAUUCUUUCCACUAAUACAGACUCGUCAUAGCAGGUGUCCAGUAUUCACUGCUGACCUACAAGACGUCCCUGUGAAAGAGAAAAGUUUGCCAAAUAAAACAGAGGUCAGCUCCAAAUUGAACAAAGAGCCCAAACCCUUAGUAUUUCCCAUUACGGAGAAAGAACACCAAAGGACGGGGAUGUUCAAGCUGGGGGACAAAGAAAGACAAGAGAAUAUGCUUUCAGAUGUUAAAGUCAAUGAAGAUGUAUUAGACACUGGGGCAAAACAUGCACAACAUCUUAAAGAAAUAAACAAGUCACCAACAGCUCAUCUUAAGAACCAGGGAAGUGAAGAACAAGUGGCCGGAAUCCAAAGACUUCGUCAAAUAGAUCAAAGUAUUCAUAAGCCAAACAACCCUCCCUUGCAAGCAACUACCUCAUCUUCAUCUUCAGUCAGCAGGCCAAAAAACACUUCUGUGUCACAUAACCUAAAGCCACUUGAUAACUCCAAUCCACAUGAAAAACCUGAAUGUUCCUCAAAAGCUGAAAGAAAACCAUAUUUGGAUAAAAGCUCUCAUCCAUUGGGGGGAAUAUACAACAUAAAGGAAAGCACAACAACUCUAAGAAAAGAUGAGAUGAGUGCACUGGCUAAGAACGGAGAAGACAGAACAGAAAACUUAAAACAAGAAAGACUUGCAACUCAGCGUGAAGAAACCAAAGUAAAACAGCAGAGCACACCAAAACACUUGGAUGAAAAACAAGCUUCUAGGAUAGAAGUGGAGAAAAGAGCAGAAGACAUGAAAAUAAAACACAUGUUAGAGGAGAGUAGAGCUUCUCUGGCUGAAGAAGAGAGGAGAGCUGCUCAGAGAGAAGAUGAGAGGAGAGCAAGAGAGCGGGAAGCAAUAGCUAUUAAGAUCAAGGAGAGAAGGGAAAAACUGAGAGAAGCAGAGAGAAGAACAGAGGAAGAUAGAAAAGCAAAAAAGACAGAGGAAGAGAGAGCAGCUCAAAAAGCAGAGGAGAUGAGAGCAAAACAAAGAGAAGAAGAAAGGAGAAUGAAGGAAACUGAGGAGAAAAGGAGAGUAAAGAUUGAGGAGGAGAAGAGAGCAAAACUGAGAGAGGAGGAAGAGCGGAUAAAAGAGGAUGAGGAGAAGAGGAGGGUCAAACUGCAAGAGGACAGAGCUGCUCAAGAAGAGCAGCAAAAGAGAGCUGCACAAGAGGAGCAGCAAAGGAGAGCUGCACAAGCAGAGCAAGAAAGGAGAGCUGCACAAGCAGAGCAAGAAAGGAGAGCUGCUCAAGAAGAGCUAGAAAGGAGAGCUGCAGAAGAGGCCCAGCAAAAGAGAGCUGCACAAGAGGAGCAGCAAAGGAGAGCUGCACAAGCAGAGCAAGAAAGGAGAGCUGCACAAGCAGAGCAAGAAAGGAGAGCUGCUCAAGAAGAGCUAGAAAGGAGAGCUGCAGAAGAGGCCCAGCAAAGGAGAGCUGCACAAGCAGAGCAAGAAAGGAGAGCUGCUCAAGAAGAGCUAGAAAGGAGAGCUGCAGAAGAGGCCCAGCAAAAGAGAGCUGCACAAGAGGCCCAGCAAAGGAGAGCUGCUCAAGAAGAGCUAGAAAGGAGAGCUGCUCGAGAAGAGCUAGAAAGGAGAGCUGCAGAAGAGGAGCAGAAAAGGAGAGCUGCACAAGAGGCCCAGCAAUGGAGAGCUGCACAAGCAGAGCAAGAAAGGAGAGAUGCUCGAGAAGAAGAGCAGAAAAGGAGAGCUGCACUGAUUGAGGAGAAGAUACUUGCUGAUAUUGAGGUAGAAAAGAAGAGGAAACAGAGAGAAGAGGAGAAAACUACUCAGAUUUCAGAGGAGGAAAAGAUCAAACAGAUCAAGGAGCAGAAUAAGGCAAAGCAGCAGAUUGAGCAGAAAAGAGCAGCACAGAGGAUGGAUGCUCUCCAGUACUAUGCCAUCACCUCAACAGAAUCAGAGAGGAAAGCCAGAGAAAGACAAUUAUGCUCCCCUUCACCUUCUCAUCCAAGAAACAACCCACCAGGGCUUGAGUCAACUGAGGACUCAGGAUCCCACCCUUGGCCAUAUAGGCCACAUGCCCCUGCAUCUCCAGCUCCAUCUCUGCCCCGCUCGAACACCUCCUCUCCCGCUCUAGGAGCCAAGCCCUCAAUGUUCAGGGUGAAGGAUAAUACCAUCAGAGGUUCGUCUUUCACUAAGUCAGUAAAACCACGCUUCUAUAAGAAUUUUGGAGAGGAUUUCCGAGUGGGUUCACCCAUAGGUUCAGAGAGAGGAGAGGAGGAGCAAGAGACAAUGAGACGCAGUGCUGGAACUCCUGUCCAUCCUGACACAGGGUUACACAGACUUGCCGCUAUCAAAGAAUCCACGACUUUUCAGCCAGCAUCUUCCUCACAGAGUUACUCAGCCCCUCUCCCACAUCACAAGCCUUACUCCAGGAGGAGCAUCGCUCUAGAUGAAGACGACUCCCGCUCUGUUAUCAGCAACAUGUCAGAGGAUGUGGAGAGUUUUGCCACCAGUGCAACAGACCUGGCAGAUGUACGAGGCCUGUAUGACUACGAGAGGCCUGAAUCCGCCUGCAGCUUCAGCAGUGAUGUGUCCCGUUCCUAUGGCAAGCCUCCGGCUGUUCCCCCAAAGAGUGAAAAAGCCUUGCGUCGUGCAAAAAGGUUGACUACUCGGAGAAUCAAGAAGGAAUUGUCCAAAUCUGCAGCAGACGACCCUGCUAGAGUUGAGAAACCUCUUCAAGAAGUCUCCUCCUCCUCCACUGAGGUACGCUCCUCCAACCGGCAUGCUGUGGCUUCCCCUCAUUCUUCCCCACCUGUCUCCCUUGCUCAUGCUCCAACAUUGGGGUCUAGCUUGCCUUUUUCCCACACAGAGCACAAGUCUUCUCACGGCUCUUUCUCUGCUUCCCCUCAUGCCACUGGUCCCAUCUCGCUCCCUGUUGCCUCACCUCAUGCUACUGCCCCUGUGUCCCUCCCUGUUGCCUCACUUCGUGCUACUGGGCCAGCUUCACACCCUGCUGCUCCUAAGACAGUUGCUGAUGUUCCCUCUUCUCCCACUCUCAAACAUGCCAACCACCCAGCUCCAGUGACACAGUACCAUGUAGAGUCAAGCUAUCCCCAGUCCUACCCGCUGACCCAGCGUAAGGUGCUGCAAGAUCUCGGCUCUGGUCAGUAUUUCGUAGUGGACGUGCCUGUUCAAGUGAAAACAAAGACUUUCUUUGACCCAGAGACUGGAAAGUACGUUCAGCUGAAUGUGCGUGAGUCUGCCCAGAGCACCUCCCGACCCAAGCCCCAGCAAACAUACCUACAGCCUCAGCUCCAACCCCAGAUACAAGUCAAGCCGCAACAACAGCCUCUCUCCCAGGCCUCUCCAGCUGGCAAGCCCCUUGUGCUUUAUCAAGGCUAUCAUGGUUAUCCCCAAAGCUACCAACCUGCGACUAAUUCUGUUCCCCACAACAGGUCAUCAGCCCCUGCGACUCUCCACCAGGACCAACAGCCUGUCAGAGAGAGCCAGAGCUAUGGACAUCCAGCCCCUGAAAUGAGACAGAACUCUGAAGGGUAUUGCUACAGCCCGGAGAAGACUCCAUACAUGGACACGGUUAAUGAUCCAGACAAAACAUAUAACACAGUUUACAAUGCACAUGGCCCAUAUGAGUUGGUCCCAGAGUGUGACACAAACAGCCAGCUUGCAGGAAGCUCAGUUUGUGAAAAUGAUAACUCAGCCCACUCACGAUAUCAGCCCCGUGAUAUAAUAACCAUGAGUGAACUGGAUGACUUUAUGGAGCUGUCUGACUGGUGAGAACAAAGACUGGUAUUGACUCAAAAUGGGUUGAUAACGUAAAGCAGAUAAGUGGCAAAAUAAAUGUUGAUAGAAAUAAAAAUACCCCUAGGCACAGAAUGAAUGGAUCAUCAUAUGCAGUAAGUGUAAAUGACUUUUUCAAGUGAAAAUAGUCUCAGAAUGUUUUUGGUUUUAGUUUUAAAAAGUCAUGCUGUUAAAUUGCUGCUAAAGUUCACCAUUCCAUUUGACUUGUGAAUGUGAGAAGCUAAGAUAUGUUUCUUGUGUAUACAGUAAGAUCAAUAUCCCGUUGCCUCCUAAACCUAGAGGUAUGUUAUCAUACAUCAAACAGCAACAGUAUGUCAAUAGCGUUUAGUAGUUUGGAGAAAGUUUCUGCUAUGAACACUGGCAGGCCUGCUUAAGUUUUCUUUCUUUUUUCUUUCUUGUUGGAGAAACUUUUGGCAUUUUGUGAAGCAUGAAGUUUUGUUAAAUUCACAGCGUCAAUCAAAGAUCUGCAGAUGGUGAAAAGCAUAGUUUGUGUAUUCAACCACUCUGUCAAAGUGAAAACAUGUUGAUGAGAUUAUUGCUGUUUAAGGUUUCUUAUCAUACAGUAGUCCAUUUUUAAAGUUGGAAGUUUGUGAGAAUGUUUCUGUGUUGCUGUGUAACAGAGUAGCGUGACAUGGGCUUAUUCAGGAAAUAGAAACACACUUCAUUCUACCAAAAAACCUCUCACCACAAUGACUGUCAAAACCCCCUUGUAAAGAUUAUAAAUAAACAAAGACCAUUUAAAAGA
Molecule: messenger RNA, 12576 nt
Organism: Micropterus salmoides (largemouth bass)
Lineage: Eukaryota; Metazoa; Chordata; Actinopteri; Centrarchiformes; Centrarchidae
Gene: cunh10orf71
Product: golgin subfamily A member 4
Exons: 2
Coding region: 507-11807 (3766 amino acids)
Biological process (GO): positive regulation of calcineurin-NFAT signaling cascade
Cellular component (GO): Z disc
Source: RefSeq, a predicted model, not a curated record